AUGAACGAAGCUCGCGAAUGGUUCGCCCGCGCCAUCAACGUCGACUCUGACAACGGCGAUGCCUUUGCCGCGUGGUACAAGUUUGAGCUGACCCACGGGACUACGGAAGAGCAAGAGCGCGUCGUCAAGAAGUGCCUGGCCGCCGAGCCGCGCCACGGCGAAAUGUGGGCCCAGCUGAGCAAGGACGUGCAAAACUGGAAGAAGCGCACCGAGGACAUUCUGACGGUGCUCGCCAACCAGAUCUCGAUCCCCACC
Messenger RNA from Mesorhabditis spiculigera, 255 nucleotides. NCBI's taxonomy places the organism in Eukaryota, Metazoa, Nematoda, Chromadorea, Rhabditida, Rhabditidae. The record is from the annotation of a GenBank genome assembly.